CGUAUGUCCAGCCAAUGGAGCAUAUGUCCAUAUGCAAUGUCAAUUCCAUUCGCACCAUCAUCGGCUUGACAUAAGUUCCGACCAAAUAUCGUGCAGUUCAUAACGCUAUGUUGCGCCCAUCUCUAGAAGCGCUGUUCGCUGGACAUUCCGACUAAUACGGGGUUGAGUGGAACCACCUUGGAGUCAAAAGACGCCGGUCAAGACGGCGACCGGAUCUUAUAUAUAGGCCGGUCAAGGUGAUAUUUGAGCGGUUACUCGCCCAAAUAGCUUAUGCUCGGCAAUGUUAAAAUCCGUCGAUUGAAAAGGGAUGAGGAUUCAGCUUACAUCAGACUUACCCCUCGUAAUUGAGCGCUAGUCUGUGAUUAUCACUCUUACAAGCUAUAAGUAGUCAUUUCCGUCGUUACUUUAUUUUCGAGGGGGGAGUUGUAUCUCUGUGUUGCUAGGAAAUUACUUUGAAAAUAUAGACUUAAAAUCCGCCUCAAUGUCGGGAACAUCAAACACAACCGAGGGGCUAUAUGCCGCCGCAAAAAAUGUGGUCGCAGACCUAGCUUCAAAGCUUAGCUCGAAUUCUAAAAUUGUGACGGAGCAAGAUGCAGAGUUUAAGGUGUUGCAUGAGCGAUGGACCAACAUUGGAAAGAAGACCCCAGCAGCCAUCGUCGCAGUCGCUACCGAAGCUGAUGUCCAAGAGACUGUUAAGCUCUGUGUUGCUCACGGCGUGGAAUUUGUCCCUAAAUCCGGUGGCCACAGCCUUUGGUCGACAAUUGGCGCAGAGGGCAUCAUUAUCGACCUCACUGCUUUCAACGCUGUUGUUGUUGAUAAGGAGGCACGUACAGUGACUGUAAGCGGUGGUUCACAGAUUAAAGAUGCUGUUGCUCCGCUCUAUAAGGCAGGCUUAUGUGCUCCAUUUGGCACGGCGAACACGGUCGGCAGCGUUGCUCAAGCCGUCAACGGCGGCCUCACGAUCUUCUCCGGCAUCCUAGGCCAAACCUCCGACGCCAUCCUCUCAGCGCGUCUCGUCACCGCCGCCGGCGACCUCAUCACCGUCUCCGCCACCUCUCACCCCGAGCUCCUCUAUGCCAUCAAGGGAGCCGGCACCUACUUCGGUCUCAUAACCUCUCUCACCUUCCGCGCCUCCCCCCUCUCCGUACUCAACUCCCCCGACGGCACCAUCUGGAAAACCGCCGCCCCCUUCCCCGCCGCCCGCAUCGGCGAACUGAUCAGCGCGCUUGCGCCUCUCGCCGCCUCCCCCGAACCCCGUGCCGCGGGCGCCAUGGUCAUUACCAAAUCACCACAUGGCGAUGGUUCGACCAUUGUUCUUGCCUCUCUCAUCUUCUUCGGCAGCAGCGAGGACGCUAAUGCGCAUUUCGCGCCUGUCAAGGCGCUGGGUCCAUUCGUGUGGGGGGAGAAACGCGUCUCUUAUGCGAACAUUAACGAUGACUUUGAUCCAUUCUGCGUGACGGGAGGGUUUAAGAGACAUAUUGUUGCGGGAGUUCCAAGGGUUCCGGGGGAACCGGCAGUGUGGGAGGCGGAGGUGAAGGCGUAUGAGUCGUUUAUUGAGAAGGAGGGCGCCCAGGCGGCGAGGUCGAUGGCGUGCUUGAUGUACGUUGGAAAGGGAGAGGCGGGGAGGUGGGAAGAGAGUGCGUAUGGGCAUAGGAACGUGGCAGCGUGGAUUGAGGCGGUGUGUUGGUAUACGGAGGAGAAGUCGUAUGAGGCGGCGUGGGAGUGGCAGGUUGAGGCGUUGAGGAUUGUGACGGAGAGGUAUGAGGUAGGAGAGACGGAGACUUUCCAGAAUUCGCAGAGGGAGACGCCGAUUGAGAGUCGGUUCCCUGGGGAGGGGAGACUGGAGAAGUUGAAGACUUUGAAGAGGGAGUGGGAUCCGAAGGGGGUGUUCACCGAUGUUCUUCUGUGAGCAGGGUUGGAAUAUUGAGCAAUUCCUAGGCUGGCCUUUAUUCGGUGUUCAUGAACAACAAUGCCCUCCUUACGAUUAAAUCAAAACGAUCUCUACUCAUGCGCAAAAAUAAAUAUUUCGGGAUUAUUAGGAGCCAUCUAACUAUACAAUAACCUGUUUCAGUAAAUUUAAUUGUUUGUGUUGGUCAAAAGAAUGGUAUUUAUUAUUCCCAACUAUAUAUCACAUAAAAUAAACAUAAAAUAAACAUAAAAUAAAUAUAAAAC
Molecule: messenger RNA, 2172 nt
Organism: Pseudogymnoascus verrucosus
Lineage: Eukaryota; Fungi; Ascomycota; Leotiomycetes; Thelebolales; Thelebolaceae
Exons: 4
Coding region: 482-1909 (475 amino acids)
Molecular function (GO): FAD binding
Source: RefSeq, a predicted model, not a curated record